CGGUUUCUCUAUUCUCUCUCUUCCUCUCUUCUGGUCUCUUUUGCUAGGGCUUUGAGGGAAGAGAAAGAGAAUAGCAGUAGAAGGGGGAGAGAGAGUGAAACAGGAUGAGAAAAAGGUAGGAAAAGAAAAGGAGAGAGGGCAUUGGAACUCUGGUCCAUCUGGUUUGAUCUGGGGAAAGAUGUUUUGAAUUAGGGUUCAGGAGAGGGGAAAUGGGGUUAUGCCAUUCGACACCUUCCCCAAGACCCAAUCCUUACUCCAUCAGAGAAGAAGAACCAGUGCAGGAAAAUCCUAGGCCUUCUGAAAAUGCUGUUAAUGGUGAAAAUGAGGAUCACAAUCAACAGCAACAGCAGCAGAACGCGGAAGCGGAAGUAGGAAAAAAAUCUCCUUUUUUCCCCUUUUACAGCCCAAGCCCUGCUCAUUAUUUUUUCUCAAAGAAAUCUCCGGCGCCGAGUUCUAAUUCUACGCCUAAGAGGUUCUUUAAGAAGCCUUUCCCACCACCGUCUCCCGCCAAGCACAUUCGGGCUGUGUUGGCGCGACGGCACGGAUCGGUGAAGCCGAAUGAAGCCGCUAUACCGGAGGGAAAUGAAUCGGAGGGUAUUGCUGGGCUCGAUAAGAGCUUUGGAUUCUCGAAACAUUUCGCCAGUAAGUAUGAGCUUGGAGAUGAGGUUGGGCGAGGGCAUUUUGGCUACACAUGCGCUGCCAGAUUUAAGAAAGGAGAACUUAAAGGCCAACAGGUUGCUGUCAAAGUUAUCCCGAAAGCCAAGAUGACUACGGCUAUUGCCAUUGAGGAUGUUAGAAGGGAGGUGAAAAUCUUGAGAGCUUUGACAGGACAUAACAAUUUAGUGCAGUUCUAUGAUGCAUAUGAGGAUCAUGAUAACGUCUAUAUAGUAAUGGAGUUAUGUGAAGGAGGAGAGCUUUUAGAUAGAAUACUUUCAAGGGGUGGAAAGUACACAGAAGAGGAUGCAAAAGCUGUCAUGGUACAGAUAUUAAAUGUUGUUGCUUUUUUCCAUCUCCAGGGUGUGGUCCACCGGGACCUUAAACCAGAGAAUUUCCUCUUCACUUCCAAGGAUGAAAAUGCGCAAUUGAAGGCCAUAGACUUCGGCUUAUCAGAUUUUUCCAAACCAGAUGAAAGGUUAAAUGACAUUGUAGGAAGUGCAUACUAUGUGGCACCUGAAGUUCUGCAUAGAUCUUACAGUACAGAGGCGGAUGUUUGGAGCAUUGGUGUGAUAGCCUAUAUUCUUUUGUGUGGCAGUCGUCCAUUUUGGGCCAGAACUGAAUCUGGGAUCUUUCGAGCAGUCCUGAAAGCUGACCCAAGCUUUGAUGAAUCUCCUUGGCCUACUCUAUCUCCUGAGGCAAAGGAUUUUGUCAAACGCCUAUUGAAUAAGGACCCACGCAAAAGAAUGACUGCUGCUCAGGCUCUAUGCCAUCCUUGGAUUAGAAAUUAUAAUGAUGUAAAAGUUCCCCUCGACAUUCUGAUAUUCAGACUCAUGAAGGCCUAUAUGCGCUCAUCAUCUUUGCGUAAGGCUGCUUUGAGGGCACUAUCAAAAACACUGACUGUGGAUGAGCUCUUUUAUCUUAAGGAGCAGUUUGCACUAUUGCAACCAAACAAGAAUAACAGCAUAAACUUAGAGAACAUUAAGACAGCCUUGAUGAAAAAUGCAACAGAUGCAAUGAAGGAGUCUCGUAUCCAUGAUUUUCUUGGAUCGCUACUUGCACUUCAAUACAGAAGGAUGGAUUUUGAAGAAUUUUGUGCAGCAGCAUUAAGUGUGUAUCAGCUUGAGGCACUCGAUCAGUGGGAGCAACAUGCUCGUUGUGCCUAUGAACUUUUUGAGAAGGAUGGUAACAGGGCAAUUGUCAUUGAGGAACUUGCUUCGAAAAUAUCUAUAGCUAUUCAGGUCCAUUUAGAACUUGGGCUUAGCCCUUCUGUCCCUGUCCAUGCCGUUCUUCAUGAUUGGAUAAGGCAUACUGAUGGGAAGCUGAGUUUCCUUGGGUUUGUCAAAUUGUUGCAUGGUGUGUCCAGCCGGACUCUUGCAAAAGCUCAAUAACCGAAUAAAGAAAACCUUGAGUAUGGAUACUCCAGGAGGUACCAAGUCUCCUAUGUAUUGGCAUAGAAACCAGGGAAGUCGUGUUACUAGUUGCUUUUGCAGGCCUUGGUUGAACAGGUUUGUUGUACUGGAGCUGGUUUAACGCUGCAGUCCACUUGACAUAGCAUCAGGCGUGUGGGCGGAGCUCGUACCCACCUGGAUUUAUCGGUGGAAAAUGAGGGAGAUGGAGCUAUCCAAAAUAUGCAGUUGUCAAUCUCCUUCCGUUUCAGAGCCACAAAAGCUGUCUGUCAUUGUUGCUCUCUGUAAAGUCUUGGUACGGUGAUUUGGACGAGAAUGUUUUUAACUGUUUAUUGUUGCUAUAUGUUGUGGCCUAUCGGAGUACCUUGACAUGACUGCGAUGGCAUUGUAUUGUUAAUUGUGUUCUCUUUUCACUAUUCGACAGACCUGCCUGAAAUUGUUCAUUGCUUUCAAGUGAAAUGAAGAAUCCUUCUCUCCCCCCCC
Molecule: messenger RNA, 2546 nt
Organism: Nelumbo nucifera (sacred lotus)
Lineage: Eukaryota; Viridiplantae; Streptophyta; Magnoliopsida; Proteales; Nelumbonaceae
Product: CDPK-related kinase 5-like
Biological process (GO): protein phosphorylation
Molecular function (GO): protein kinase activity; ATP binding
Source: RefSeq, a predicted model, not a curated record